Sceloporus undulatus (fence lizard) is the source of this 3850-nucleotide messenger RNA. RefSeq names its product FUN14 domain containing 2 (gene FUNDC2). The record is from RefSeq and is a predicted model, not a curated record. Bases 1 to 591 code for a protein of 196 amino acids. Lineage: Eukaryota; Metazoa; Chordata; Lepidosauria; Squamata; Phrynosomatidae. Gene Ontology annotation, biological process: autophagy of mitochondrion. The transcript has 5 exons. Gene Ontology annotation, cellular component: mitochondrial outer membrane.
AUGGAGGGGCCAGGGGAGGCGGGGCUCGGGGUGACGCCGCUGCACGCCAGCGGCGCCCAUUCCUGCUCUUCCUUAAUCCGCUUGGAGCAGGAGGCCAAGCGCAAGAGGCGAGCCCAGGAGCAGGAGGCCCGGGCAGCCGCAGCCAUGACAGUAAAGCAAAGCGUUGAUGAUGUGCUGGAUCUCGCAGAGUACACAAAGAAUCGGCCGUGGUGGCGCAAGCUCUUCAAGCCAAACUCGGGGUCCAGUGCCGAAAAAUACAGUGUUGCAACCCAGCUGGCCAUUGGAGGUGCCACUGGAUGGUGCACUGGCUUCAUUUUCCAGAAGGUUGGGAAGCUUGCUGCAACUGCAGUGGGAGGUGGCUUCUUUCUGCUUCAGAUUGCAAACCACACAGGAUACAUCAAAAUUGACUGGCAAAUGGUUGAGCGGGAUGUGAACAAAGCAAAGGAGCAGCUGAAGUUUCGCAGCAGUCCUAGCAAUGAGCUACCACCAGAAGUGAAGAACCGAGUAGAUGAGGUGAUCUGCUUUUUGAAGAAAAAUGUUAUCCUGACUGGAGGGUUCGUUGGAGGGUUUCUGCUUGGCAUGGCUUCUUAGGAGCCAUCCAGAUCUGACUGCUCUGCUCUUCCCUGUACUGCUGCCAUCUAUUCCCCAGUUACUGACUCCAUUGACUGACUUGGCCACAGAAACAUUCUCCCUCCUGACUUAUCUUCCCCUCUGUACAUGCAUCAUGGUCUCCAAAAGUAUUAUCACUAGUCCUUUCCCUCUUUUUAAUUUAUUGGCUGGUGGAAGGAAGAAUUAGACUGAAGGUCAACUGUUAUCAUACUGGAUACUGUCAGGUUCCAGGUUGUUAGGUCUUGUAGAAUGUCCCUAUCCCACCCCCACUACAGUGACCUAUGCUGAAUAUUGUGGCUAUACCUAUAGUCCGUUCUCUUUAUGUUCAUUUUGUUGUUAUGUUUGUAUUAUUUCAUGAGUAUCACAAAAGCCCAGCCUAGAAGGACAAGGGAACACUAGGGCCUGUUAUGAAAUAAUAGGUGUUUAGCAUUUGCCUAGUUCUUCCUUGAGCAGGCUACUGCUUCUUAGCAAAGCCAGAGCUGGAAAAAUCAGAUCCUCCUGGCAUUGCACAAGCUGUUAUUUAUACCUCUUGCUGAAUCCAUAGAGCUGGAAUGAUCUGUGGAAACUCUGACUGCCACAUGGUGUUCUCUUCUGUCUGUUUCUGCCUGUUCCUGCUGAAGGAGGCUGACAAGCUUGAAGAUCCCCUGUCUCCAGAAAAGACAUAUUUAGAACAUUCAAUAGUCAUAGCCUUCCGUUAAGUAGUAGUUGAAGCGGAACUAUGCUCAGUGGUGGAAAGGGCAGGAAAUGACUUGCUAGAAUUGGGAGGUUUUUUAGAUUAAUCUGUUUUUGUAGUCACUGGUACUGAGUAAUGGGAAUGGAGACAUGUUUUCUGGCACUUUCUUUCACAUGAGAUUUCUUUCACGUGGGAUUUUAGCUCCAUGCAGGUGUGUGAAGAACGUACUGAGUGAAAUUGGUUUAUCUCUGCAAAGCUGUAUGUUGGUCAGAAGACUAGACUUUGCACUUUCUCCUGGUACUUAGGGGCUAGACUUCUUAUUCCACCAGCAUAUAUGCUUUUCCAGUCAUUGCAGAAGGAGGUAUUUAGUACUACUUUGCACAGUCCCUUCACCUGCAGCAGACAUUUUCAGCACUAGGGCUAAUACUCAUAGUUAGUUAAUGACCAUGGAUGACAGGGCUUGCUUAGGCAAUAUUAGGCUGCAGUUCUACAGCUGAGAGAAAACAUAUCCUCCUGAAAGCUCAAGGAAGGAUGAUGAUGUUUUCUUCCAAAGAACAGAUGCCUGGGUGUUGCAUUCCUUGAGCAUUAAUUGGCUGUAGGGGCAUGUUCCAGUGCACUGGGGCAGAAGUCCAGAAGGAGUAUACUGAUAGAGCUUUGACCUCAACCAUAUGAUCUAUGAUUUUAGGCCAUGUCAAACAUAUUUUGUGCUGCACUUCCUGCCAUGCAGUCUUAUUCACUAUGCUAAUUUGCUCCAGCAGGCAUAGUUUUUAAAAUGAACAUCUUAUAAACUUCUACAAUGAUAACAGUUUUCAUGAAUCACAGGUAUUUUCAUCAGGUGUCACGAAGCUGUAGUCCAGUAAGGUUUGUGCCACAAUAAAUCUCUUCCUUUAUAAGGUGCUACAGGGUGGUUGUAUAUUUAUUCUUGGAGAAUUAGCUAAGGUUGUGGCAUAGUGUGUCUUCAGGGGAAUUUUUAACAUCUUGAUUUCCCAAAGAUCUUAGUCUGUAUUAUAUGGCUUUAUUUUUGAAAAGCCAGACCGCUUCCCCAACAAAACUUUAGGCCACUAGGCCUUCCAUAAAGAAUUUGGGCAGGUCUGGUGGUGAUUCAUUCAAAGCCUACAUACCUUCUGGCUCCCCCACCCCAAUUCCCUGCUGUUUUCCCCAUGCUUCUCAAUAAGUGUAGUGGCCAAGUGACUUUCAUUUGUUCCAUUUUGGCAACUAAGGGCAGCAGGAAAAUACAGUUCAGCAGUUGGUGCCUUCCAGAUGUGGUGGUGUGUACAACUUCCAUCUUACCCAGCCAGCAUGCCUGCUUGCAGUGGAGGGCUGUUUUAACCCUUAUGUUACCUUCAGCCUCCCUUGAAGUCAGUGCAUGUGCAUUUAUCAUGCUGCUAAAACUGCAUCAUUCAAUGGCAAGCUGUCUCUUUUGUCUCUAGUGAGUUUGAUCAUUGCUAGAGUUCCAUCCUUAUCAGUAAUAGGCCAAUCAAAAAAAGCAAAAAAACGUGCUUGUUGCCACUGUUGAGGAUGGCUACAUUCACUGUUCUCAUAAAAAAAGAAACUCACACAAGAGGCAGAGGUAAAUGUUGGCAAUAAGAAAAAUCCCAUGGUCUCAUUACAGAAUCCAAGUCACAUGAAAUAUGCCGUACUUUUUGAGCCAUAAGGAAUUUUUGUUACAACUAACAUGAUUAAACCUGCUUUUUGUAUUCUUAUCAGUAACUAACAUGAUCUGGGAUAUGAAACAGGCCAUAGUGAGGAACAGUUGCUUCACGUAACCCCUUCCUCUUGGCAUGGGCUUUCCAUAUAUCUGGAUAAUAGCCUUUGCUGUCUGUUUUACCUGAGAGCCUUUUGGGAGCUGUGUAAUCCUCCUUAGCUGUUAUCUGUGAUCACUUUAAUCUUCAGAGAUGGAGUUCCUGAUCCCUUGCACCUACAUAUGUCAACAACAACAUAGGCCUUUCACAGUGCAAAGCUUGAUGUGGUAGGAUCUGCUUUGUCAGUCUAUACCGUUGUUAAUGUUGAAAAAUAGUCCCUUGUUGUGGUUAUUAAAAUUCCUCUUCAGUCCCCUUCUCUCCCAAAAGGCUCAAAUGUAAAAGCAUCUUGCUGCAAGAAUGUCUACUAAAUUCCCCAUCUUCUUUUUGCUAGCCCACAUAACUAGAUAGUCAAGUGUUGUGUGUUCUCUUGCCUAGUUCCUUGCAGUGCUUUUAAGGUGAAUGCAGGGGGCUUUUAGGCCAUAAUAAUAAUCUGUCAACAGCUUGACCCAUUUCAACAUCCCCCCCCCACAUCAUUUAUCCAAAGAACUGCUGGUCUAAGUUCAACUGUGUCUCAAAAGACACUUUCUGCCCAACACCACCCCCCAAAAACAAAAAGGAGUGUAGAAGUACAGUGUUUUCAGUGAAGUGACAAAUAUAUGUUUAAGGUCAGUUUUAAUUGUGCUUGGGACUGCAAAAAUGAAUUCAAACCCAGCAACCAGCUGCACCUGAACUUGUAGAAACACUAAAGGUUUUACAAUGUUUUUAUACGGUAUUUAAAUGUUUGUGUGGAGUGAAAAUUCAAAAUAAACCUUUUUGCUGAGCUUUC